AUGAGUAAAUUGGAAACCGUUCAGUGCCUUAAAGGUCACGAAGGUAGAGUUUGGAACGUUGCUUGGCAUCCGAAAGGAAAUUUAUUAGCUAGUUGCGGCGAGGAUAAAACAAUAUGUAUUUGGUCAAAAGAUGCAUUGGGAAAAUGGCAAAAUAAAACAAAAUUAACUGAAGGACAUUCGCGAACGAUUAGAGAAAUCGGUUGGUCACCUUGUGGAAAUUACAUAGCUUCGGCUAGUUUCGAUGCAACAAUCGGAAUAUGGGAUAAAAAAAGUGGCGAAUGGGAAUGUAAUGCAACGCUGGAAGGACAUGAAAAUGAAGUUAAAUCCAUCGCUUGGGCUAAUAAUGGUCAACUUUUGGCAAGCUGUAGCAGGGAUAAAUCAGUGUGGGUGUGGGAAAUAGCUGAUGAAGACGAGUAUGAAUGUGCUGCCGUACUUAAUGCUCACACUCAAGAUGUUAAAAAGGUAAAAUGGCAUCCCACACAAGAUAUACUCGCUUCUGUUAGCUAUGAUAAUUCAAUAAAACUAUUUAAAGAAGAUUUGACUGAUCACGAUUGGACUUGUUCAACUACUUUAACAUCUCAUGACUCGACAGUUUGGAGUUUAGCAUUUAAUAAAAACGGUUCGAAAUUUGCCACAGUGUCAGAUGAUAAAACUCUUAAAAUAUGGAAAGAAUUUAAUUGUAACGAUCCGGAAAAAAAUAAAGGAGAUUCAAAUGAAUCUGCAUGGAAAAACAUUUGCACACUUUCAGGUUACCAUUCUAGAGCAAUAUACGAUGUGUCUUGGUGUCAUUUAAGUGAUUUAAUUGUGACAGGGUGUGGAGAUGACGCCAUUAGAAUAUUUAAAGAAUCAGAUUAUAUAAAUAAAAAUGAACCCUCUUACGAAAUGAUUUGCGUGUGUGAAAAAGCACACAAUCAAGAUGUCAACUCGGUUUCGUGGAAUCCCGUAAUUCAAGGUUUAUUAGCGUCUUGUAGUGAUGAUGGAACCGUUAAAUUAUGGCAGUUUAAAGAAUUGUAG
Molecule: messenger RNA, 1014 nt
Organism: Pediculus humanus corporis (human body louse)
Lineage: Eukaryota; Metazoa; Arthropoda; Insecta; Psocodea; Pediculidae
Product: WD-repeat protein, putative
Exons: 3
Coding region: 1-1014 (337 amino acids)
Biological process (GO): iron-sulfur cluster assembly
Cellular component (GO): cytosolic [4Fe-4S] assembly targeting complex
Molecular function (GO): protein binding
Source: RefSeq, a predicted model, not a curated record